This is a messenger RNA of Argentina anserina (silverweed cinquefoil), 896 nucleotides long. RefSeq names its product transcription factor HY5. Gene Ontology annotation, molecular function: DNA-binding transcription factor activity, RNA polymerase II-specific. Gene Ontology annotation, biological process: response to far red light; regulation of photomorphogenesis; red or far-red light signaling pathway. NCBI's taxonomy places the organism in Eukaryota, Viridiplantae, Streptophyta, Magnoliopsida, Rosales, Rosaceae. The transcript has 4 exons. The record is from RefSeq and is a predicted model, not a curated record. The coding region runs from base 101 to 610 and encodes 169 amino acids. Gene Ontology annotation, cellular component: nucleus.
CAUUAAAGUCCCGCUCUUUCCAUUUUCUCUCACUUGGAACUCAAACAAAGAUCUAUUCUUUCCAUUUUCUCUGUCGAUUAUUUAUUCUGUUUUGGAUCAAAUGUUACAAGACCAGGCGACGAGCUCCCUUGCCGCGAGCUCUCUGCCUUCCAGUAGCGAGAGGUCGUCCAGCUCUGCAUUCCAGCUCGAAGUUAAAGAAGGCAUGGAAAGUGAUGAGGAGAUCAGGAGAGUGCCGGAGAUUGGCGGCGAGUCGGCUGGAGCAUCCGGAGCUUCGGUCUCUGGCAGGGAAGCCGGUUCGGUAGCUGGUCCAGACCGGGUCCAAGUGGCAGGUGAGAGCCAGAGAAAGAGGGGAAGAAACCCAGCUGAUAAGGAGAGCAAGAGGUUGAAGAGGUUGUUAAGGAACAGAGUUUCGGCUCAGCAAGCAAGGGAGAGGAAGAAGGCAUACUUGAGUGACUUGGAAGUUAGAGUGAAAGACUUGGAGCAAAAGAAUUCCGAGCUUGAUGAGAAGCUCUCUACUUCGCAGAAUGAGAAUCAGAUGCUUAGACAUAUAUUGAAGAACACAACAGCAAGCCGGCGAGGAGGUAACGGUGUGAAUGCUGAGGGGUCCUAAUGAGAUAGGGUGUGAUAGGAGGGAUUGAGAGGAUGCAAGGAUACAGCUACCGAGAUGAACAUAUGGGAGGCAAUACAACUCUUAACAUGCUAAGCUGAAACCUAUCGCUAGAGGCCUUUGCAUGCUUAAUUUUAGAUUAGCAUUUCCUUUUAAGUUAUCUUCACUAGCUAGUGUUGCUUCAUUUGCUUGCCACUUUCUUGUUCUUCCUAAAUGCACUUUUUUUUUUUGCCAAUUUUGGGGACAAAUAUGUGCAGAUAUUACAAAAAAAUCUAAGACACAUCGUGCA